UUAUUGAUCAACACAAUCGAAAACAUGUCGCAAGGAAAAAUCAAAAUACAGAGGAAACGACGAGGAUGACUGUUCGAACAAGUUCAUGUAUAGGGUGAUGGCCAGUUUCUGUUACCAGUACCUGUCCAUCGUAGCCAAUGACUUCAUCUUCUUCAGUGGAGAUGUGCAGACCACCACUAUAGCAGUGGCCAUAGCCAGCUCCUUGUGCUACUCAAUAGUGUGGGCUAUAUACUACAUAGUACGUUUGGCACAUCCUCGGCAUCGGAAGGAAAAUGGCCGCAGAAAGUCGACCACCUCUCUCGCCUACUUACCAAACAUGGGAGCCAAGUUUACCAUUAAAAGACCAAAAACAUCUACGACGGGUCUGUAUCCAGAUGUGAUCAAUUUUGAGACUGUCCUGUGUAGUCAGGUGGAGGUGCCUUGUGUCAGAUGCAGUAAAAACUUGGCAGAUCCCCAGUGCCGUUUUGUGACGUGUAAAGUAUGUUGUUUCUGUCGCGAGGCCUGCAGCAUACACAAGCAUCCCUGUGACCUUGAAUGUCGUCCCUGUGAUCAUCUAGGUGUUGUUACAGAGAUCAAUCUCAGUGAGUGCCAAAUCAGUCAGUGCCCGGAAAGGAUUGGUUAUUUUGGGUCCCAAUUGUCACUUCUGAAUCUGUCUGGCAAUAACCUCGGAGAAAUACCCGAGGAAAUUGGCUGUCUGCGUGGCCUUAAAGAAUUUUAUUUACAGAAGAAUAGCAUUAAAAUUCUACCAGCAACUCUGGGGUCCUUGACCAAUCUCCAGAUACUGACUGUGUCUUCUAACAAAAUUACUUCUUUACCUGAUUUUUGGUUGUCAUUAUCUAACUUACAACACCUAGAUGUCAGUAGUAAUGAGAUUAGUGCUGUGCCAGAUUCUGUACGUCAUCUAAGGCAUCUUCGCACUUUGUUGUUACAGCACAACAAAUUUUCUACCAUUCCAGACAAAUUGUGUCAGUUAAAUGAGCUACAGAAAUUGGAUGUGAGUGAUAACUGUCUGGACAGUGUGCCAAAUUCUCUCGGAGGUCUGCUGAGACUGGAGGAGUUUCUCGCUGUGUCCUGUAACCUAGAUACAUUCCCUAUGUCCCUGUGUCAAUGUCCCAGCCUCAGGACCAUCAAUCUUUCCAGAAACAGGUUAAAAGUGAUUCCAGUUGAAGUGGGUAGGGUAGGUAACCUAAGGGAGCUGAACGUGUCCUAUAACAGCCUACAGUACCUACCUGCUACGUUACAUAUCAAUCAUCUUCAUGUUUGUGAUAUUUCAGAAAAUCCAUUCCUGACAGAAGCUGACCAGUCUGACGUCCAGUCCCUAACCCAAGGUCCAUACGAGACUGGGAGUGUUCCUGCCCUUUUUGAGCUGGCCUUCCGGACGGUGGUGUCUGGAGAUAGUCCCCACUAUGACCUUACAGCCUUGCCACUUAUUCUACAAGAGACUGUAGGAGAGAGGAAGACUUGUACAUCUUGUGGAGUUGUCUUCCUGGACCUGUACCGGUCCUCCCUGCACUUCCAGCAGUUCUCACAGGGCCACAUCCCAUUCCUGUCCCAACUCUGCUCCGCUGCCUGUGCAGCUAUCAACUCCUGACUGGGUCUGAUACAUACAGCUAUCAACUCCUGACUGGGUCCGAUACAGACAGCUAUCAACU
Mizuhopecten yessoensis (Yesso scallop) is the source of this 1652-nucleotide messenger RNA. RefSeq names its product protein lap1-like. The record is from RefSeq and is a predicted model, not a curated record. Bases 86 to 1591 code for a protein of 501 amino acids. Gene Ontology annotation, molecular function: protein binding. The transcript is spliced from 13 exons. Lineage: Eukaryota; Metazoa; Mollusca; Bivalvia; Pectinida; Pectinidae.